AUGAUGUCUCUUCCUGUCGUUCAGGGCAUGGGCAUGAUGACAGCCGUUUACGACAGAGCGACACCAAUGAUCAAGACCACCGUCUUCUUCCUUUCCCUGGAAUACGUUGCGCUCAUCAAUGGGAUCACGCACAAGUAUCGCAUUGUGCUCAAUGAUGGCUCACACUGGCUUCUCUACGCCACUUCGGAUGGGUCUAUUGGUACACCUCCCUUCGUAUUGGAGAACAGCGAGACCAUCACCGGCCCGCCCGACUUUGUCGGCAAGAUCCAAGUUACCAAGAAUCCAUCGGGCGCGGCAGUAGAGGGCAUAUUUGACAAUAGCGCUGGUGUAUACCCAGUCAAUGCCUCUAUCUCCGGGAACGUCAACGGAGCUUUUGGAAAUUACACAAUAAGUUGGGCCAAAGGCGGUGCAACAGAGCGACCGUUGUUGAUGUACGCGCUACCUCAUCACGUCGAGUCGUUCGAUCAACAAACUGCGGCCGCAUUGAAAGACAUCACACUGGUCACCACGACGAAGGGCUUUGCACGAGCUAUUGUUGCCGACAAGAUGACAAUGGUGGAGAACGAUCUGCCCGACAGUAUUGGUUUUGCCCCGUGGGCCAAGAACCCCAGCGCAGCUGGAGGCUCGGAGAACAUUAAUCUGAACGCCCAGGCCCUCGCGCUCAUCAACCAAGCGGGCAUAGCUGAGCUCAGCCAGAACAUGAUUCCGCAGACCUCACUGAACAGCAUGUACUAUUCCGGCAAGGGAUUGGCCAAGUUUGCUGCAAUCAUCUACACAAUGAACACCAUGACGGGCAACAGUCAAUACGCUUCCGCUGGGUUAGGUCGCCUUAAGGACGCUUUCAACGUUUUCGUCAAUAACACGCAGCCCGAGCCACUUGUUUACGAUCAGGUCUGGAAGGGUGUGGUGUCACGCGCCAGCUACUCCGGAGAUCUUGGUCUGGACUUUGGAAACACGCUAUACAAUGAUCAUCACUUCCACUACGGGUACUUCGUUUACACCGCUGCCGUCAUCGGCCAUCUCGACCCUACAUGGCUCGGCGAAGGUAGCAACAAAGCCUGGGUCAACAACCUAGUCCGCGACUUUGCAAACCCCGUAAGUGAUUCGGAAUUCCCCUUCCAGCGCUCCUUCGACUGGUUCCACGGUCACUCCUGGGCAAAGGGCCUCUACGAAUCCGGCGACGGCAAAGACCAGGAAUCCACCUCGGAAGACACUUUCGCCACCUACGCGCUCAAGAUGUGGGGCCGAAUCAUCCAAGACGCGAAUAUGGAGGCACGAGGAAAUCUACAACUCGCCGUCCAAGCGCGCAGUAUCAAGAACUACUUUCUCAUGGAAGCCGACAACAGGAACCAACCCGCUGGCUUUAUUAAGAACAAAGCCACCGGUAUCCUCUUCGAGAACAAAAUCGACCACACCACGUACUUUGGCGGAAACAUCGAAUACAUCGAGGGCAUCCACAUGAUCCCGCUCAAUCCCUCCUCCGCGUACACUCGUCGUAAGCAAUUCGUCCAAGAAGAAUGGGACACAUACUUCAGCAACGGCCGCGCAGAGCAAGUCCAAGGCGGAUGGAAGAGCAUCUUGAAAGCCAACCAAGCGCUCUUCGACCCACAAGCUUCAUACGACUUCUUCGCCAACCCCAAUUUCAACGAGCAGCUUGACGGCGGCGCGAGUCGCACGUGGUAUCUGGCGUACUCGGCGGCGCUGCUGGGUGCGGAUGAAGCUGGCGCGCAGCGCGAUUACCAGAUGGAUUACGUGGGGCCUGAGAACGAGGGACAGAAGGUUGAGGCGAGGGGAGGCCGUGAGGUGGCCAUUGAUGUGGAUGAGAAGUGGUAUGGCACGAGCUCUAGUGCGUGGAGUUCUGGGUUUAAUUGGCCUAAGCCUUCGAGCACUGGGUCGGCUUCUACGUCUUCUAGUCUUUCGCGUACUGCAUCGAUGACUACUUCGUCGAAAGCUUGGUCUUCGGGAUUCAACUGGCCUACUCCGACGGUCGUUGUGCCUACUCCCGGUUCGACGUCUAGCCAGCCGGAGAUGAAGACUAUGGUCGCUGGUGCUGGUAGGAGGGAUGCAAGGGGUGAGGGAGAGAGCUUGUGGGCGUUGGGUCUUUAG
Messenger RNA from Alternaria ventricosa, 2106 nucleotides. RefSeq lists its product as uncharacterized. Bases 1 to 2106 code for a protein of 701 amino acids. The record is from RefSeq and is a predicted model, not a curated record. Lineage: Eukaryota; Fungi; Ascomycota; Dothideomycetes; Pleosporales; Pleosporaceae. The transcript has a single exon. Gene Ontology annotation, molecular function: endo-1,3(4)-beta-glucanase activity; glucan endo-1,3-beta-D-glucosidase activity. Gene Ontology annotation, cellular component: cell surface.